This is a messenger RNA of Gongylonema pulchrum, 657 nucleotides long. Lineage: Eukaryota; Metazoa; Nematoda; Chromadorea; Rhabditida; Gongylonematidae. The record is from the annotation of a GenBank genome assembly.
AUGAAAUCACUGAUGUCGCUUUUGGGAUUUGGGGGUGACACAGGAAAAAAUUGCGACAUUUUUAUCAGUGGCGAGCCAAUUCCUCCUCAGAUUUUGGCCGAAAUUUUGCUAAGGAUCGAUGAUGCCAAAACCAUCGGCUUUGUAUGCCCACUGUUCUUUCAGGUUUGUCGUCGAUGGCACAAUGUUUUAUUGGCGCCUGGCUUCUGGAUCAGUUAUUUAAAGUACCGAUCACUUCCACUACCUCCGCUUUCACUGCGAAGCGCCCCGGAAUUGAACAUGAAAAAAGUUGCAUUACUUCGACCAUUUGGGAGAAAUUUGAUCGUUAAUCCAAGUGGUGAAGAUGGUUUCAAGGGUUGGAACGUAGAGAUGAAGGGCGGCGAUGGCUUCAAAAUUGAGAGACCACCGGAAGGUUGUGCGAAUUACAUUGGCAUGGAGAAUGUUUCGGUUGCAUUUGCCACGAGCUAUCAUUGGUGCAGAAAAUAUCAAAUAAUCGAUCUGUGCAAAGAGGGAAUUGAGAUCUUCUUUGAUGGUAACGAACAGUACAACUCGUGGUCGUUUCUGUUCGUAACUGUCAAAACUCUGGUCGGCUUGGCGUUGCCGAGUUGGGAGACAAGCUGCAGUAUUUGUGGUUUGCGUCCCUCGGGUGAGGGAGUGUGA